AUGGCCCUCCGCCUCCUCCCCCCAUCUCUCCUAAAACCCCUCCUCCUCAAAUCCCCCUCCUACCUCUCCCCUCUCCCCCAACUAAUCCCCAUAAACGCAACCUGGUUCCUCCCCAACGAUCCCCAAAGACGUACAGGAGCCGCAUCCCACAAACUCCUACGAAUCCCUCACUCCCGUUUCUUCGACAUCGACGAAGUCAAAAACCACGCCAUAAACCUCCCGCACAUGUUACCACCGACAAAGGUAUUCGUAGAAGCGAUGAGAAGGUUAAAAAUCCGAAGGGAAGAUCAUUUAGUCUUUUACGAUUCAUACGAACAGGGGAUAUUAGCCGCCCCGAGAGCUGCUUGGACUGCAAAACUUAUGGGACAUGAGAAGGUUUCUGUUUUGAAUAAUUUUAAGGUUUAUGUUAAUGAAGGGUAUGAAGUCGUCAAAGGGGAGGAGGAAGAUAUACUGGACUAUGAGAAAAGGGAAUUAUCACCUGAAGAAGAAUAUCCUGAAAAUAUUACGGCUGAGGUGGAUAGAGUAGUCGCAUUCGAUGAAGUCCUCGCGUUAGCAAAGGAAAAUUUAUCCUUCUUACAAACCGGGAAACUAUCAAAAGACAUUCAAAUCCUAGACGCAAGACCAAACGGUCGUUUCACAGGGAAAGACCCAGAACCUCGCGCCGGAUUAUCCAGCGGUCAUUUACCAGGUUCCAUCAGCGUCCCGUUCGUCAGUUUAUUAGGAAGCAACGGAGAACUCUUGGAUGGUGGGAAAUUGAGAGAGGUACUCGAAAGGGCAGGAGUGAAGGAUGAUGGGAAGACAAAGAUUACAAGUUGUGGAACUGGUGUUACGGCUUCCGUUAUCGAUUUGGCUUUGGAAGAGGCUGGGUUUGGGGAGAGUCUUGGGAAGAGGAGGGUUUAUGAUGGUUCUUGGACCGAGUGGGCUCAGAAGGCGGAUAAGGAAUUGAUCCUGAAGGAUUAG
Molecule: messenger RNA, 960 nt
Organism: Orbilia oligospora ATCC 24927
Lineage: Eukaryota; Fungi; Ascomycota; Orbiliomycetes; Orbiliales; Orbiliaceae
Exons: 1
Coding region: 1-960 (319 amino acids)
Biological process (GO): transsulfuration
Cellular component (GO): mitochondrion
Molecular function (GO): thiosulfate-cyanide sulfurtransferase activity
Source: RefSeq, a predicted model, not a curated record